AUGUAUAAAAUGGAAUAUUCUUACCUCAAUUCCUCCGCCUACGAGUCGUGUAUGGCUGGCAUGGAUACGUCCAGCCUGGCUUCGGCUUACGCUGACUUCAGUUCGUGCAGCCAAGCGAGUGGCUUCCAAUAUAACCCGAUCAGGACCACUUUCGGGGCCACCUCCGGGUGCCCGUCCCUCACGCCCGGAUCCUGCAGCCUGGGCACUCUUAGGGACCACCAGAGCAGUCCCUACGCGGCAGUCCCCUACAAGCUCUUCACCGACCAUGGAGGCUUGAACGAGAAAAGGAAGCAAAGGCGUAUUCGGACCACAUUCACCAGCGCCCAGCUUAAGGAACUGGAAAGGGUAUUCGCGGAGACCCACUACCCAGACAUCUACACCAGGGAGGAGCUGGCCUUGAAAAUUGAUCUCACUGAAGCCAGAGUUCAGGUCUGGUUCCAGAACCGCCGGGCGAAAUUCCGCAAGCAGGAGCGGGCGGCGGCGGCGGCGGCGGCAGCAGCCAAGAACGGCUCGUCGGGGAAGAAAUCGGACUCGUCGCGGGACGAUGAGAGCAAAGAAGCCAAAAGCACCGACCCAGACAGUACAGGCGGGCCUGGGCCCAACCCCAACCCGGCGCCCAGCUGCGGAGGCGGCGGCCCCAGCCCCGCCGGGGGCCAAGGUGGGGCUGGCGGCGGCGGGCCCGGGCCGGAAGCUGGCAAAGGCGCGGCGCCCGGCGGCUUGGCGGCGGCGGGGCCCGGCCAAGGCUGGGCUCCGGGACCGGGGCCCAUUACCUCCAUCCCGGAUUCCUUAGGCGGGCCCUUCGCCAGCGUGCUCUCCUCGCUGCAGAGACCCAACGGCACCAAAGGCACCUUGGUCAAGAGCAGCAUGUUUUGA
Varanus komodoensis (Komodo dragon) is the source of this 873-nucleotide messenger RNA. RefSeq names its product paired like homeobox 2B (gene PHOX2B). Gene Ontology annotation, biological process: regulation of transcription by RNA polymerase II. NCBI's taxonomy places the organism in Eukaryota, Metazoa, Chordata, Lepidosauria, Squamata, Varanidae. The record is from RefSeq and is a predicted model, not a curated record. The coding region runs from base 1 to 873 and encodes 290 amino acids. The transcript has 3 exons. Gene Ontology annotation, molecular function: RNA polymerase II transcription regulatory region sequence-specific DNA binding; DNA-binding transcription factor activity, RNA polymerase II-specific.